This is a messenger RNA of Exophiala aquamarina CBS 119918, 1212 nucleotides long. RefSeq names its product protein phosphatase. Gene Ontology annotation, biological process: G1/S transition of mitotic cell cycle; peptidyl-serine dephosphorylation. The record is from RefSeq and is a predicted model, not a curated record. Gene Ontology annotation, cellular component: cytoplasm. NCBI's taxonomy places the organism in Eukaryota, Fungi, Ascomycota, Eurotiomycetes, Chaetothyriales, Herpotrichiellaceae. The coding region runs from base 1 to 1212 and encodes 403 amino acids. Gene Ontology annotation, molecular function: protein serine/threonine phosphatase activity. The transcript is spliced from 2 exons.
AUGGGCGCGAUAAACGUGCCUGUACCAGGUCCAGCACGUCUGAAGCGAUCCGCUGGUCCAGAUGAAUGGCUUGAAGCAGCGAAGAACUGCAAAUAUCUCUCUGAAUACCACAUGAAACAACUCUGCGAAAUCGUCAAGGAGUACAUGAUGGAAGAAUCUAACAUCCAACCUGUCUCUACACCCGUCACAAUCUGCGGUGACAUCCAUGGUCAAUUCUACGAUCUACUCGAGCUUUUCCGAGUCGCCGGAGGCAUGCCAAAUGAAGCCGCAUCCGAACCCCCCGCCACGCCAGCAAACAUCAUCACUUCCGCAGACAUCGAACCCCCUUCUACAAUCACAAAUCCAAAACUCAAGAAGAAGCUAAAACUCGGUGGUUCAGAAUAUCCAGACUCUCCCAGUGAGAAGAGUGAAAUCAGCGAUGCCGAAGACAUCCCUUCCUCCCAACAGUCCGAACUCGGAGACCAGAAAUCAGAAUCUGGCAAUGUCAUCUCCGACAAACAAAAUGCAAACUUCAUCUUCCUCGGGGACUAUGUGGACCGCGGAUAUUUCAGUUUAGAGGCACUCACUUUAUUACUUUGUUUGAAAGCUAAAUAUCCCGAAAAAAUUACUCUGGUUCGAGGGAAUCAUGAGUCCAGACAGAUUACCCAAGUGUAUGGGUUUUAUGAAGAGUGUGUUCAAAAAUAUGGAAACACUUCAGUCUGGAAAGCUUGCUGUCAAGUUUUCGACUUCAUGACUCUGGGAGCGAUUGUGGAUGGCAAGGUGCUUUGCGUCCAUGGAGGCCUGUCCCCGGAAAUCCGCACUCUGGAUCAAGUCCGUGUGGUGGCUCGAGCUCAGGAAAUUCCACAUGAAGGAGCAUUUUGCGAUCUCGUCUGGUCCGAUCCAGAAGAUGUGGAAACGUGGGCAGUCUCACCAAGAGGUGCCGGAUGGCUCUUCGGCGAUCGGGUCAGUCAAGAAUUCUGUCACGUGAAUGGCCUGAAUCUCAUUGCCAGAGCGCAUCAAUUGGUCAAUGAAGGGUAUAAGUAUCACUUCAAGAGCCAGGACGUGGUUACGGUAUGGAGUGCACCGAACUACUGCUAUCGAUGUGGCAAUUUGGCAUCGGUUUGCGAAGUUGGUGAAGACAUGAAGCCAAAUUUCAAGUUAUUCAGUGCUGUCAAGGACGAGCUACGACAUGUACCACCAUCUCGGGGUGGCCGGAACGAAUACUUCCUUUAG